UAUUAAUUUUGUAGUGCAAAAUCACUUUUAGUUUCAUCUUUGAUUAAUUGUUCAAAUAAAAUGCUUAAUUUAUAGAUAUAUUUGGGAAGACUACAUUGUUUUUUCUUCUUUCUGUCUUCUCCUUUUGUUGAUUCAUGCAAAAGCUGGUGUUUCAAGUUGGGGGAAAGAAUAAUGCAUUGUGAAUUAAUAAACUACAUCCUCUCCUGUAUUACAAAAUGUUAUCAUGAUUGUUGAGCCAAUUUAUGCCAAAGACAUUCUACCAAUUCAGUAGAUCCCUCACCUUUAUAUUAAAAUGUGCAAUGAAAUGGAUUUAUGGAUUUUGGACACUCGGUGAUGAUUCAACCCUCCUCUGCUUUAUUAGUAUCGUUGAUCAACGAAGUACACUAUAUUUAUAGGUACAUGUGAUUUUAGAAAUCAAUGACUACAUUGGCUUUUCAUAAAAAAUAAAAAAAAUAAAAAAAUCAGAGGAAUGAUGGAGGACCAACAAGCCAUGAAUUUUUUGUUUAGAAAAAACUAUAAUAAUAAAACCGUACAUGUUAUUUGUGUCCUUCAUUGUAUUUGUAGCACUUCCAACUUUACCCAAGUCAGUUAUUAUUAUUUUUUAUCUUUUGUCAUCCUUGCACACAACUAAGCCAUCUUACAUUAUAUCUUCUUGUAUCACCCUCAUUUGGCGUCAUCUCUAGUUUGUAUGUAAUUUUGAUAUUUUUUGAAACUCUAGGAGAGAUAAUAUUGCCCUGAUUAAUUUCACACCCUUGGCAUUCAUAGGGAUCAAGUUUUUCAGAUAAAUGUGUCAUGUUGAAAUAUAUUAACUAAUCAAUCAAUAAGUUGAUAUGGAGUUAAAUCACCUAUCCGCACCUGAUUAGACAUGGUAUUUCUGCAUUUUUAAAAUCUCCAGUUAAACAAGACAAUUCUUUUGAGCUAUAUUUCUUAAUUUCUUGGAACGUACGACUAAUGCUAGAGUAUUAAUUGUUUUGAACAUUAUGAAAGACAUCAUUUAUAGUAAAUCUUGUUGAACUACUGAAUUAAAACAUGUCCUGUAAGGCUGUUAUCAUUCUAUUUAUAGUUUUGAUUAUAGCUUUUAUUUUUUAGUAAAAUAUUAUUAUCAGCUAUUGUCCAAACUCAGUCUUAUUUUUUAUUUUUAUUUUUAUUUCAGUGUACUAGAGUUUACAUUUUUGUUUUUUGAUAAGUACUAGAGUUUACAUCUUGUAAUGCAGUUUUCCUAGUUUUCUCAAAUAUCCACUUUAUUUAUUGCAAGCAUACUAUUUUAACCAUCCUUCUGAUUAGUGUAUCAAUUUAAUCCCUUUACUGCCAAUCUUUUCAAUAUUUUAAGUCACCGUUCUAAGCUUCCCAUCUUGAAGCUGUUUCUUUACUGCAAUUGUGCAUUUAUUAGAAUUAACUAUCAGUUUUCCUUACCUUCUUUCUUAUAAAAAGGAACAUCAUAGAGUAAUGAAUUGAAAUCUAAUCAAGUAGAAUUUUCUAAAGAAAAUGAAUAAGAAAAGUGCCUUAUGAUGUCAAUAGGUCAAGUUGUAUAGAAGUUAUAUGUUGCUUAAUUGAAUUAAAUUUGAAGGCCUUUUUUUUAUCUAGCAUGGUCUCUAAAUUACAGUGUGUUCAAACGGCCCUUGUUUGGAUAAAUCAAAAACAAGGAAGGGCUAAAGGAGAUUUUUCAGAGGGCUAAAAUCACAGCUUAAAAUAAUAAAAAUAACUAGACUUCUUUGCAUUUUCAUUUUUUUCUGUCCUUGUUACUAUUUCUCUCUCUGCUACCAUCUUCCCACAUCUCUCUCUUCCUUCCCAUUUUCGCAUCUCUUUCUUCAUAUUUUUCACAUCUCUAUAUUCCUUCCUUGAACUCCCAUGUUUCUCACUCUGCAUAGAAUCCAGUCGCGUGUAUCCAUUUCUCACUUGCCACUAUAUCCUACUAAUAUACAUCUGUUUCUAGUGCUGCAGCUAGGUUCCUGCAUCUCUGAUCCAUAGUAUGUGAUGGUAGCCAAUGCCACAUGAGCAAAGCGGAUUAAAUGAUUUUUAUAUCCAUCCUAAUGACACUUGAAUAUAUUGAGUAGAAACAGAUGUUUAAGUAAACAUGAUGGAUGAGUUUCAUCUUAAAGAAAGCAAGAAAACAUAGGAAAAUAGCAUUAAGAAGAUAAGAGAAAAAUUCAAAAUGAGAAAAAAUGGUAAAUAAUCAAUCUUGAAAUAAAUAAAAAAUGUUAAAAAGCCAGGCAGCAAGGGAGAAAAGGAGGUCUAGACUUGUCAGUUUAAAUAAUUUAUAUACCAACAUAGUCAGGGCAUGCCCAAUGCAUCUUGAAAUUGUAGUUGGAGAUUUAACAUUUUGUUAUUUAUUGAUGUGUGUUAUAAGAUGCAGCAAAGAUGGAUUAGGAAAUUAUAUAAAGAGAGGUUUUUAAAUGUCAUUGUAAUUAUAGUGAGUGAGAUAUAAUUGGGAAAAGUGUGUCACUUAUGCGUGCAAUAGCACAAGUUCAGCAAUAAAGUCUGAACUUACGGAUUUGAAUACGAGUGUAAUCGUUUUGUGCAUAGUAUUACCCUCCCAGUAUCUUGCAUUGGCGGGACUAUUACAGGUAAAAGUCUAUAAAUAUUAUGCCAAAGAAAUAUUUUGCAAUGGCUGUUUUAGAAAACCAUUGCUUUGAGUGUUCUAAUCAGGGUGGGCUUGUCCCACCAACUAUUUAGCCAGAGAAACUCCAGUCAAUUUGCAAAUAACCAUCAUGUUAGAUUUUCCCCCAUUUAUGAGGGUUUCAAUUAGAGUAAAGUAAUUGAGGAAGAUGUUCAAUCACACGUAUGUGCACUUAUCACCUUUAUGUUUGCAUCCUUUUCUAGUAUUUUUUUAUCGAACUUUAUCAAUAAUAAUAAUACUAAUAAAUAAAAGAAGAAAAAAGAUAAGAAAAUCCAAGGUUUUAAGGCGUCGAAUUGGCUUGCCCUGUUCAUGUUAUAUAAAUUACAUAGUUCUCUUCUUUCUGUGAACUGCAUAUUCUGUAACAGAAACUCUCAUCUUAGUACUACAAUUACACAAAUCCAGGAGUCUAUUGAAUGCCACUCUGAUUGCUCCAAUCACAGGUGGCCUUGCAUGAACCAAUUAUGCGUUCAGAGAGGCAGUCAUUUGUGUAUGACUGUUGCAUUGAAUUUCUUUUCCUUUAUAAUGAGGGUUUUGAUUAGAGGGGGAAAGAGGAAGAUGUUAAUGCACACAUCCGUAUGCAUACAGUGUCAUGGUGGCAUUGGUGUUCACGUCGUUUUCAUAAUUUGUUGCUUCGAACAUUAACAGACAAAAAAAAAAAAUACUUGCUGCAUCGAAUUGGUGUCACCUGUGCUAUUCAUAUGAGCAUCAUGGGACUUUAUUCUAGACUAUGUAACCACACUCUGAUCCUAGUGCUAUUAUUUCAAAAUACUCUGUACUUGCAAACCAUAAAUUCUGUUUGAAGUAGUCUGUGUUCUGUUGCUGACACUGGGAAAUAUAUUCAACCAUUUUCUAAGUUGAUUAUGAGAAUUUCAUUUCGAUAUUCUUUUGCUUUUUGCAAGUGAUCCUUGAAAUGAUAUGGUCAUGCUCUAUUAUUGCUAUUUGUUUCAUAAUCCUUCUACCUUCACUAUAUGGACUGAUUUGCUGAGGAAACAAGCAUCUGUUGUUCAACAACUGGUGGAUGAUUGGAUAUGUAGGGCUAUGCAGCCUAUGCAAUUAUAUGGUCUUAGUGGAAAGAAAUGAAUAGAACAAUUCCAAAUUGCAAAUUUUGUGGCUUGUUAGCUUUUAAGUCAUGAAUUUAGGUGAUCAUUAGAUAAUCUGAAUGGUGCACAAAAGUCUGUCAAAAGACCAUGCUAUCAUAAGAUUCAUUUCAUGUGUUAAAGCUUGGACCUCUCUACCAUACAGGAAGUACAUCAUUCAAUACAUAAAUUUUCAUGUCCAUUGAAUGUGUGUGGGUAGACCAUUUCUUGAAUGGACCGAGACUUUCUAAUGAGGGGUUGUUACUGGCUUAUUGCACUAUCUAAUGGAGUGUUACCAUUUGAGCUUGUGCUGUCUAAUUUUAUUAUUAAGAAGAAAUUCAAUAAAUCAUGAUUUCUUGAAAAUUAAAAAGUAAAUAUUUUUUUGAUAUCUUUUUGAAUUUUCAGUGAUGAAAGGGGCCCUCCUUUCAUCACGGCCCAAAUAAUGACCCAUUGAAGUUUAGUUCAGGAUUGAGAGUUUUGUGAGAGGUUUAGGGCAAAUGUAUAUUUUUAUAAAUAGAAGUUAGAGAUAUGGAUUGUAGGGGUGGCAAAUUACGACAACAUGAUACGAGUGAGUUUGACAUAAACGGGUUUGGGUCAUAAAAGGGUCGACACGAUUUACUCGUUUACUUAACCGUGUCGGGUUAGGGUUGAGGGAUUUAACCUGUUUAUGACCCAUUUAACUUUUUAUUUGAUAAAAAGUCAUUAAAAGUGUUAACACGUUUAUCUGUUUAAUAAACGGGUUGGGUGACACACAUUUACUUGUUUAAUAAAUGGGUUGGGUGACACGAUUAUUAAAUGAGUUGGGGGUUGGGUUUACCUAUUUAGUAUAAUAGGUUACAUCGCGAACACAAAUUGCCAACCCUAAGGCCUCAUUUGGAUUGAGGGAUUUAGAAGGAUUUGGAGAGAAAAGAAAGGGAAGGAUAGUGUUAAGUGUGUUUGGAUAGAGGGAAUAGAAGAGAAAAGAAAGGAUUGGGAAGGAUUUGGAGGGAUAACCUAUCCCUCCAAAUCCUUCCAACAUAGUAAAACUAAAUCCUUCCAAUUUUGAGAAGAUUUGAGGGGAAAGGAAACAAUUUAAGUAUAAUUUUCAUUAAAAACAAAAUUAGCCUUCCAAAUUCUAUACACAAAAUUUAUAUUACAUUCAAGUUCUAGGUAAAUAAUAUUAGGGCGCAGCUUCUCUAUCUCUUCUUCUCUCGCAUCUGCAAAUCGGAAUUGCCGCUUCUCUAUCUCCUCUUCUCUCACGUCUCCGGCUUCGGCUCUUCUCCAGCUCUGGCUUCGCCUCUUCUCCAGCUCCGACAUUCAGGUCAGAGUUUUGCUAUCUUUGAAUCAAUUUUUGGAUUUCAGUUAGUGGAUUAAGUUCCUAUCUCUGUUAAGUUCUUAUUUUAAUCAUAAAGCUAACAUCAGGACUUACUUCCAUAUAAGUUCAGGAGAUUAUUAGUCAAGUCAAAAGAUUUAUUUGUAAGAAAAAUAAAUAGAUCAGAGGUGUUUUUGCAUUUUACCUUUCCGUAUAUCUUAAUAUUUGUUUUCAUAUGACAUAAGUUGAAAUCAUUUGCUGUUGAAAGAUGAAUAUUAUACAAAUUUAGUGAAAAUGAUACUCUCUGUAAAUUAUUUUCAGGUUUAAAUUAUUUAGACUAAUAUUAGCUUUUGCUUCUGUUGGGAAAAUGGAUUUGUUGUUUCUAUUAUUACCAUCUAGUUCUACUAAGGUUUGUAUCUGUUGUUGUUUGUUGAUUUGGUAGAGUUGCAAUUAAAAUGAUAAUCAUGUAGUAAAACGGUAAUUUGAUAAUGGUAUUAAUGAAAAUAUGAAAUACUGAACUCACAAUAUUGAAUAUUAGGCACGAUUUCUAAAUAUUGAGCUCUGAGUCUUUCAUUGUGAUUUGAUUGGCUAUGAGCAUCAACCAUGUCAUGAAAGUUUACUGUUUUGAUCCUCCACCUUAAGCCGUAGAGCCUCCAACCUUCGUCAACUCAUCUCAAAUACCAAAACACCAGCAUUGAGCUAUUGAGAUAUUACUGAAUACCCAAUGACAGGAGUAUAAAGGCAUUGAAAGGGUAAUGAAAUCUCUAAUGAUGUCAUUGGUGAAUUUGACAAGUUUUCUACAAGUUAGAUUCACAGAUUAUUCUGAAAGAUGAUUCUUCCUCUAAAACUGGGUUUGAGGACCAUUUUCUCUGUUGUGGGAGAACUGUUUGGCAGGCAUGUAUUUAAAACACUGAUAGGUUUUAAAUGGCUUUUCGUUGGUGCAUUCUGUACUGAAAAAAAAAUCAACUCUCUAGAACUUGCUUGUGCUUUCUUUCCAGGAGGUGUACCCAGAUAAGUAAAGGAUUACUGGUUGAAUAAUGUAUUCAAAAUUCCAUAUUUUAGGCAUACUCUUGUUCUUAUAAGUAUAUUUUCUUGCCAAACAGGAUGUUUUCUGGUGCUGGUGUGAACAUUAUAGUACUGAUAUAUCUUGCUAAGAUGGCAUUGGCCACAUAUGUGGUUGUGCACUAAGUCACACAAAUGUUUUGGGAUAUAAAAAUAAAAAGUUGGGAGGUCCUUUCACUCACUCAGUUCACAAAACAAAUCCAGCAGAGUAUUUUAUAAGAUUAGUGUGACUGAAGCAGUUAGUAAUCAGUUAGUAAUCCUUGUUCAACUACAUGGAUUCAGAACUAUCUAAUACUAAGUUUGCAUUUUUUGUUUGCAUUUUUUUUCUGGUUAUUAAUAUAUCAUUUUGCAUUUUACAAUUUUAGAUGGACAAACAACAAAAUGAGAUACUGCAUUUCCAUUUUAUGUGGGUACAAAGACGACGUCAAAUUGCAACUCUAGUCAUUCUCCUUGCCGUGUGUUGGUUUAUGCGUUGAAAACGUAGAAACUAUGUAGAUAAACCUAUUACAAAAUCAGAGAUUGAAAGACAAAAUAACACGGGAUAAACUAAUGAACGAGCUUAGGGUAAGUGAGAAAUUUUGUAACAUUACUCGUACGGGACCUGAAGCUUUUCCAAAUUUCUGUGAGAUGCUUAUAAGAGAUGGUGGUCUUCGACCCACAAAACGUGCAAGUGCUGAAGAGCAAGUUGCCAAAUUUCUUCACAUUAUAUCACACAAUGUGAGGAAUCGGACAAUGUCAUUUUUCUUUUGUCGCUCUGGUGAAACCAUAAGCCGUCAUUUUCAUAGUGUGUUAAAAGCAGUAAUCUCAUUGGAAGGAUAGUUCAACCUUCGACAUGCAUCACUGCGCAAUGUUAUUGAGAAUUUUCGGUGUGUUGAAGAAAUGAUUUCCUAUCAUAGGAAGCGGUACCGAACCACCAUAUGAUGUUAAAACUCAAGUUGAUAUCAUUUUAGCUUAUUGCAUCAUACACAAUUAUUUAAUGGGCAUGGAUCCGGAUGAAAGCCUUAUUAAUGAAGUAGAUCGGGAGCUCUUAAAUGAAACUCGAAAUGAAGAGCGUGGUCCAAUGGAGAGAAGUGAGGAUCAUAGUUUGGGGGAAUACUUGAGAGAUUCAAUAGCUUCCCAUAUGUGGCAUGACUAUGUAGCUAAUCAUGUGUGAUACUUGAAAUGUUUAUUUUGUUGCAAUAACUUAAAAUUUAUUUGCUUUUGUUUAAUUUUUCUGUAACUUCUUUUAUGUUAGAGUGCUUGAUUUGGAGAUGUAGAAUGCUAAUUAUAGAUUGUUAUAAACUCCUACCUUGCAUACAGUUUUUGUUUACCUUUAAUUGAAUGAUUUAUCUUUUUGUUCAUUUCUUUGUAUUGUACUUGUUUUUAUGUAAAUAUAAGAAUGAGUAAUCAAUCAAACAUAAGUGGUGGGUCGAAGAGGGAUAGAUGUGUUUGGACUGCACAAAUGGAUGAUAUUUUUGUAGAUGCAUUGCAUAAUCAAUUUGUGAAGGGGAAUAUGAUUGAUGGCACAUUUACAACAAAAGCUUAUAAUGAGAUUGUUCACGAAUUGAAAGAAAGACUAGGUAUCGAUAUCAACAAAGAUAAAGUGAAGAAUCGGUUGAAAACAAUUAAGAAAAUAUUUAACGAGUGUUUUAACUUAUUCAAAACUGGUUUGAGUGGGUUUGCUUGGAGUGAAGCAACAAAAAUGUGGUAUGCUGAACCUGAAGUUUGGGCUUCUUUAAUUAAGUCAAAUCCAACAGUUGAGAAAUGGAAGACUACUCCAAUUUCCAACUAUGAUAAGUUGCUGGAUUUAUUUGGCAAGGAUAGAGCAACUGGGUUUAAUGCAGCAACUGCUGAGGAGAAGAUUAAUGAUUGGGCAACAAAAGGAAAAGAGAAGAGUAAUGAAAGGGAGUCAAGUCCUAAUGAUGAUCUGAUGGAGACCAUUGAUUGUAUUGAUCACAUGGUGUCACGGAAAGAAGUAAGUUUGGAUAAUACAUUUUUUAUGGAUCAUGAGUUUGAAAAUGUGAAUAUGAUGUCUUCUGAAACACCUUCAAGUGUACCUUCCCAUUCCACUUCUUUAAAAGGAAAAAGAAAAAGAAAUUAUUCGACCGUUGAUGGAGAUAAUGAAAUAAUUGAAGUAGUGAGAGGUGUGGCUGGAGCUCUUAAAGAGGGAAAUGAUCUUCAUAAAACAUUCAAUAAUCUUUAUGAGAAGUUCAACCAUAUUUAUGAGAAGUGCAACCAAAAGGGAAAAUAUGAAGAAGAAAUCUUUAAGAUUUUGGCGGAAAUUGGACUAGAGGGGCAUGCAAUUGUUAAGGCCUUCAUUUUUCUGACUAAGCAUGACCAUCCUGAUAGAAUGACACAAUUUCUUGGUUGCCCACCUGUGCUUCGCAAGACACUUCUGGAGGAACUGAUGUCCAAUGAUUCUUGAUGUUGAUAAUGAUUUCGGUUAUACUGACUUUUGACAAUGUAUUUUAAGUUGGUAAUAUUUUGGUACAAUUAGUAGAACUUUGUAUUAUGUCGAAGUUUAGUUAUAUAUAUAUUUUUAAUUUUUUGUUA
This is a messenger RNA of Cornus florida, 8578 nucleotides long. RefSeq lists its product as uncharacterized. Gene Ontology annotation, molecular function: peptidyl-tRNA hydrolase activity. The record is from RefSeq and is a predicted model, not a curated record. The transcript is spliced from 2 exons. Bases 7425 to 8450 code for a protein of 341 amino acids. Lineage: Eukaryota; Viridiplantae; Streptophyta; Magnoliopsida; Cornales; Cornaceae.